This is a messenger RNA of Auanema sp. JU1783, 567 nucleotides long. NCBI's taxonomy places the organism in Eukaryota, Metazoa, Nematoda, Chromadorea, Rhabditida, Rhabditidae. The record is from the annotation of a GenBank genome assembly.
AUGAACAAAAACACAAAACAGGCAAAAGUUCUUCAAGAUGCAGAUAUUAUCAUUUGGGAUGAGUUCUCUAUGGUACCCGGUAAAGCACUAUAUUAUGUUAAUAACCUAUUGAAAGAUAUCAUGAACUCUGACUCAUUAUUUGGUGAUAAAGUUUUGAUUUGUGGAGGAGAUUUCAGACAAAUCCUCCCAGUUGAAGAGGUUGGUUCAUCGAUCAUUGCUUCUACUGUCAAAGGGCUUAAACUCUGGGAUGAUUUUGAGAAAACUAGCUUGACUGUGAACAUGAGAGUUUCAGAUGAUAAUGUGUGGGCAAAUUUUUUAUUAGAUUUAGGUGUUGGCAAGUAUAUGAAUUUGUCGAUUGGUAAGGUAAAUCUUCCAGAAAGAAUGUUCACAAAAAAUAUAGUGAGAAGCGUCUUUGGUGAUAAGAUUUGCUCUAACGACACAGAAGCACUGAGCACUCGAGUUAUUUUAGCGCCUAAAAAUAUAACAGUGAAUCAUUUAAAUGAAGAAAUUUUAGAUAUACUGGAAGGCGAUGAUAGGAUAUAUAAUUCAAUUGACCUUAUUCGAUAG